This is a messenger RNA of Dromiciops gliroides (monito del monte), 3477 nucleotides long. Its product is annotated as zinc finger protein 184-like. Gene Ontology annotation, biological process: regulation of transcription by RNA polymerase II. The coding region runs from base 146 to 3052 and encodes 968 amino acids. The record is from RefSeq and is a predicted model, not a curated record. Gene Ontology annotation, cellular component: nucleus. The transcript is spliced from 5 exons. Gene Ontology annotation, molecular function: RNA polymerase II transcription regulatory region sequence-specific DNA binding; DNA-binding transcription factor activity, RNA polymerase II-specific. Lineage: Eukaryota; Metazoa; Chordata; Mammalia; Microbiotheria; Microbiotheriidae.
CGCCAGGGCUGCUCCUCCUGCCACAAUCCACUUCCGGUCCCUGGCAGAGUUCUCCCGACCUCUCCCUAAUAGUGCACCGUAGACGCUGGGGAAGGCGGAGCUCUACUCAUACCCGAGGUGUUAUCCUUUCCCUUGAGGAGACCAGAUGAUGACAACUGUGCUUCGAAUUACAGCCAAGUCACAGGAGUUGGUGACCUUCGAAGAUGUAGCUGUGUAUUUUACAAAGAAGGAAUGGAAGCAGCUGACUCCUGAUCAAAGGCACCUCUACAGAGAUGUGAUGCUGGAGAAUUAUGGGAAUAUGGUCUCUCUGGCAGGAGUUCUAGUCCACAAGCCUGACGUGAUCUCUCAGCUGGAACAUGGGGGAGAGCCAUGGGUCCUGAAUCUACAGAAAGCCUGUGAAAAAGAGGAGACCCCGAGAUGCCUCAGCAUAGAUUAUGAGAGUCAGAGUGAGAACAAGCAUUCAUAUGAAAAGGGUAUUUCAAAAGAAAUAAAAUCACAUGGAACAACAUUGGCAAUGCCCUUAAAUAAUGUAACUCAAGAAUCUACUUUUGGAGAAACUUACAGAUCUGAGGGAAUUUUAAAGAGAAAUCAAGGAAACUCCACAGUGGUGAUUCUGAAGAAAAACUGUUACCAAGAGAGAGGUUUCAGUAAAUUGACUAUGACCUCAAAGAAAAAUACAAUAGGAGGGACUGCCCAAGAACUAAAUAAAUGUAGGAGAAAUUUAAGUUUUAAUUCAAACUCUCUUUCUCACCUUAGACAUACUGUAAGAGAGAGGACCCAUAAAUGUGAUACAUGUGGCAAAAGUUUCCAAUAUAAUUCAGAUCUUAAUAUACAUCAAAGAAUUCAUACUGGAGAAAAACCCCACAGAUGCUAUGAAUGUGGGAAAAAUUUUAGUCGAAACUCACACCUUAGGGAACAUCAAAGAAUUCAUACUGGAGAGAAACCCUACAAAUGUAACAAGUGUUUGAAAGCUUUUAGUUGUAGCUCCCACCUUAUUCGACAUCAAUUAAUUCACAGUAGAGAAAAACCCUUUAAGUGUGAUGAAUGUGGUAAAGCCUUUAGUCUGAAUUCACGACUUAAUCUACAUCAGAGAACUCACACUGGAGAGAAGCCAUUUAAAUGUAAUGAAUGUGGGAAAGGCUUCAUUCAGAGCUCACAGCUCAUUCAACAUCAGAGGAUCCAUACUGGAGAUAAACCCUAUGGAUGUGAUGAAUGUGGAAGAGCUUUUAGUCAAAGCUCACACCUUAUUCAGCAUCAGAGAAUUCAUACAGGAGAAAAACCUUAUGCAUGUAAAGACUGUGGAAAGACCUUUAGUCAGAGCUCACAACUUAAACUGCAUCAGAGAAUUCAUACUGGAGAGAAACCUCACAAAUGUAGUGAGUGUGGGAAAUCUUUUAGUCAGACUUCAUUACUUAUUCGACAUCAGAGAAUUCACACUGGAGAAAAACCUUAUGAAUGUCAUGAAUGUGGGAAAGCUUUUCGUCAGAGUUCAACCCUUGUUCAGCAUCAGGUAAUUCAUACUGGAGUAAAACGCUACAAAUGUAAUAAAUGUGGCAAAGCUUUUGGUCGAAGUGCAUACCUUAUUGAACAUCAAAAAAUUCAUCCUGGAGAGAAAUCUCAUCAAAAUGAGAUUUUCAAAAAGGAUAUCUUAGAUAGUUCAAAUCUUAUUGGUCAAAGAAUUCAAACUGAAGAAAAAUCCCCCAAAACUAAUGAAUGUGGGAAAGCCCAUAGUGAGGGCUCAUUACUUACCCAACACCAGAAAGUUCAUACCAGAGAGAAACCUUUUAAAUGUAAUGAAUGUGGAAAAAGCUUCACUUGGUAUACAUAUUUUAUGAAACACCAAAAAAAUCACAUUGCAGAAAAAUCCCAAUAUAACAAGAAUGAGAAUGCCUCAAAUAUUUCAAGCCUUACUGAACACCAAAGAAUUAAUACUGUGGAUAAACCCCAUAGAUGUAAUGAAUGUGGGAAAAGCUUUUGUCAAAGUUCAUUUCUUAUUCGGCAUCAGAGAGUUCACACUGGAGAAAAGCCCUAUGAAUGUCAUGAAUGCGGGAAAGCUUUCACUCAGAGGUCAACUCUUGUGCAACAUCAGGUAAUUCAUACUGGAAUAAAACCCUACAAGUGUCUUGAAUGUAAGAAAGACUUCAGUAGGAGAGCAUACCUUAUUGAACAUCAAAAAUCUCAUAUUGGGGAGAAUUCACAUCAAUAUACUGAUUGUGCUAAUACCUUAAUUAGUUCAAGUCAUAGUGAACAUCAAGUAAUUCACACUGAAGGAAAACAUAAAUGCAAUGAAUGUGGUAAAUGUUUCAGUGAGAACUCAAUACUUAUUCAGCAUCAAAGUGUUCAUCCUGGAGUGAAACCUUACAAAUGUGAUGAAUGUGGAAAAGCCUUUACUUGGAGCUCACAUCUUAUUUUACACCAGAGAAUUCACACUGGAGAGAAGCCCUAUGAAUGUUAUGAAUGUGGAAAAGCCUUCAGUCAAAGUUCUUUUCUUAUUAGACACCAAAGAAUUCACACUGGAGUAAAACCAUACAAAUGUAAUGAAUGUGGGAAAGCUUUCAGUCAGAGUUCAACACUUUUUCAACAUCAGAUUAUUCAUACUGGAGUGAAACCCUACAAAUGUAAUGAAUGUGGCAAAGCUUUCAGUAGAAAUGCAUACCUUAUUGAACAUCAAAGAUCUCAUAUUGAGGAGAAAUCCCAUCAAAAUAGUAGUAGGAAUGCUUUAAACAGGUCAAGAUUUGCUGAAAAUCAUAAAAUUCAUAAUGGAGAGAAAUCUCAUGAAUGUCAUGAAUGUGGAAAAGCCUUUACUCACAGCUCAAGCCUUAUGCAACAUCAGAGAGUUCAUACUGGACAGAGACCAUAUGAAUGUAAUGAAUGUGGGAAAGCCUUUAGUCGGAGUUCAACCCUUAUUCACCAUCAGCUAAUUCAUACUGGGGAGAAAAUUUAUGGAUGUAAUGAGUGUGGUAAAGCUUUUGGUAACAGUUCAAAUUUGAGAAGACAUCAAAAAAUUCACUCUAGGAUAGAAAAAACACUUCAGCACUUUAUAGCCAAAUAGCAUCUCAGGGCAGUAGGGUAGAGACCAGUUUGAAGUAUAUAGAACCACAUACUUGUAGCAGUCUAGGUAUUUUUUUUUAAUAUACAAAGAAAUAACUGCAAACGUUUUCCAUUUAACCCAGGUUCUAAAGUUUUGCACAAAUUUCCCAGCAUCCUGUUUCUAUGCUAACCAAACUAAUCCUGUUUCCUCUGGACAAGCAGAAUUUGCUUAUUCUCACAUUCCAACUUUUUUUAUAUCUCUUCUUAGAAUAUCAGUUCAUGUGCAUCACCUUCAAAAUAUGGUUCAAAACCGAGCUCUUUAAGAAAGCUGCCUUACAUUAAAUUCAAGUCACAUUUAUUAUUUUAUACUGUACUGUCUCCUCAGUGUUUGUGUUUUCAAUUGUAGCUAUUUUUUCAUUUAUAUUGCUUUUUAAUUGUUUCAAGGCA